This is a messenger RNA of Amphiprion ocellaris (clown anemonefish), 1743 nucleotides long. RefSeq names its product ubiquitin-conjugating enzyme E2D 1b (gene ube2d1b). Gene Ontology annotation, biological process: protein polyubiquitination; ubiquitin-dependent protein catabolic process. Gene Ontology annotation, molecular function: ubiquitin conjugating enzyme activity. Gene Ontology annotation, cellular component: nucleus. Bases 174 to 617 code for a protein of 147 amino acids. NCBI's taxonomy places the organism in Eukaryota, Metazoa, Chordata, Actinopteri, Pomacentridae. The record is from RefSeq and is a predicted model, not a curated record. The transcript has 7 exons.
CGUAAACGGAAGAAGCGGAAACAAAAGAGGUUUUUAUAAAAACACAAACACAUCCCCGGCUGUCGAAGUACUCAGGGAAUAUAAUACAGCUACUAACUACGCCAGCAAUAAUACUGAAAUCGAAAAUAAAGAGUGAGUCGAAGUGAGUUAGACAGCGAACUGCACCAGUCAGCAUGGCACUCAAAAGAAUACAGAAGGAGCUGCAAGACCUGCAGAGAGACCCUCCAGCACAGUGUUCUGCUGGACCAGUGGGGGAUGACUUGUUUCAUUGGCAGGCGACCAUAAUGGGUCCGGGUGACAGUCCUUACCAAGGAGGAGUUUUCUUUCUCACUAUCCACUUCCCUACCGACUACCCAUUCAAGCCCCCAAAGGUAGCAUUUACAACAAAGAUUUAUCACCCAAAUAUAAACAGCAACGGCAGUAUCUGUUUGGACAUUCUACGGUCACAGUGGUCUCCUGCACUAACAGUGUCUAAAGUUUUAUUGUCCAUAUGUUCAUUGCUUUGUGAUCCAAACCCAGAUGACCCUUUAGUGCCAGACAUAGCACACAUCUACAAGAAUGACAAAGACAAAUACAACAAACUAGCAAAAGAAUGGACCCAAAAGUAUGCCAUGUAAAGAAAAAAAAACAUCAAAGAUAUAUAAAAAAAAUCAUGCUGAGAUUUUUUCUUUUUCCUUUUUUUUUUUUUGAAGUCACAACACACUGUAAAUUAUAGUAUGAAACCAUAAGUAAUCUUAAGUAACUUCCAUCAAACUGUACUUUCAUCAGCACUGUUAUUAAUCUGAGAGCGUGACAUUUACAUUCAUUGUUUUUGAGAGGAAGCAGGAGGUUUUACUUUAAGCAGCCAUUUUAUGGAAACCUUCACAUUUUGAAGUUUGGCAUAUUGUUUUUGCAAGGAAAUUAUACUUCUAACAUACAGAUUUAUUACAAAUUGCUCUACAGCGUUUUCAUUCUAAGUAAAACUAGAAAAUUGUAGUACGGAAAUCCGACCACAUGCCAUUCGGCAGCAAGCCUUUUUCAGAGGUGCUGAGAAACCAGCUUCAGUUGCUGCUGUGUCGAUCAGCCAGCAAGAAACACACAGUACCAAGGGAACAUUGAAGGGUGAAUGUGAAAUACAUCCAGCCCUCAUUCUGACAUAUGUCUGUAAACAAGAAAAGGAAUACUGACAACAUCAUAAUGUCCCUUUAACAUCAAAACUUCAUAUAGUUGUGGCGAUGGAGAUUUUAACAUCUUUUGCAUCUUGUAGCAGACAAAAUAGGCUGAAACGAUGUACUGUUGCAGUUUUCCUGAACACGGGAGCAAUUACUUACAGGUCAAGUCAUGUAUACCUGUGUUCUUUUAUUACUAUUAUUAUUAUUAUUAUUAUUAUUAUUAUUAUUAAUAACAAAUGUAUAGUAUUAAAACCCUCUGGAACAACAUUCUAGUUUUUUCUGUUUAAUUUAAUCUAGAGUCAUCACAAUGAAAUCCGCCAUUAAAACAAUGUCCUCUUGUUCCCUGAAAAUAGCUGUGAUGUUGGGUUUUUAGUUGCUUUCACACAGGCACAAAGACCCCAUUUUGAACCUUAUGAAAGGGGUUACAUAUGUUCUUCUGUUUUACCUCCAGUCUAUCAGUAUAUCUGAUUAUGCUAUAGAAAGGGUAAAAUCCUGUUUUCUGUUCCUGUGUAAACAGUGUCUUGGUUUUGUCUUUGAUGCCUGUGUGGCACUUUUUGUACUGAAUUAAAGAAUUGUGGGGAUUUUAUCAUGA